Scylla paramamosain (green mud crab) is the source of this 3280-nucleotide messenger RNA. Its product is annotated as calcium homeostasis endoplasmic reticulum protein-like. NCBI's taxonomy places the organism in Eukaryota, Metazoa, Arthropoda, Malacostraca, Decapoda, Portunidae. The transcript has 16 exons. Gene Ontology annotation, cellular component: perinuclear region of cytoplasm. The record is from RefSeq and is a predicted model, not a curated record. Gene Ontology annotation, biological process: intracellular calcium ion homeostasis; RNA processing. Gene Ontology annotation, molecular function: RNA binding. Bases 152 to 2809 code for a protein of 885 amino acids.
AGCAAUGUUUACAAUCCCGGCGUAGGGACGCGGUGGUGUGUUGCUGUAGUGUUGUGUGCCGUCGCCUUGCUGUCAUAUGUAACGAGCCUUGACAUUAGUGAUUUGAAAAUGGAGCUUCCUCAGCCUCCUCCAGGCUGUGGAAUUGACUGCAAUGAAUACUGACACAGCAGCUGUGAUGACUUGUGGAGACCAGGAGCUUAAAAACAUCAUUGACAAGUUGGCCCAGUUUGUGGCACGCAAUGGCCCUGAGUUUGAACAGAUGACCAAGACUAAGCAAAAGGACAACCCCAAGUUCAGUUUCCUGUUUGGUGGAGAGUAUUUCAACUACUAUCAGUACAAGGUCACAACUGAGCAAGCAAUUUUGAAACACCGACAAGCUCGUGAACAACAGCAACAGCAGUCUCAGCCUUCCCCACAGCCUGCGCUGCACCAGCCUCCUCCCCCACCACAAGGAUUUCCUGGUGGUGGUGGUGGUGGUGGUUUCCCUGGACAAAACUUUCCACCAGCCUAUGCAUACCCUCCCACUUCAGGAUAUCCUGAACCUGACCUUCCUCCUCAGUUCCCACAAGCACCUGUUACUACAGGAGGCUUUUCUCAGGGGCAGUUUGCUCCACCACCCCCAAGCAGUGAGCCACCUGCAACAUUUCCUCCAGGUGAUCCAAAUUUUGCAACCCCAACUUCCUUUGUGCCCACCAGCACCACAGAGCCCCCUUUUGGCCACUCCUCUCAGUCAUUUCCUCCUCCACCUCCAGGUGACUCAACAUACACAGCUCCUCAGGCUGGAGAACCGGGAGCUUUCACCACUACUACACCUGGGUUUGCCCAGCCACCUCCCCAUCCACCUCCAAGUGUAACUAUUGAAUCUUUGGUGAACCAGCAGCAGCAGUUGCAGGAGCAAAUACACCAGAGUGAACAGAAUUUAGCAGCUCAACAACUGGUUCUGGAUCAGCAAAAGGAAGGUCAAGUGAGGGAGGGUAUCUAUGUUGCCAGAGGUGAAGUUUUGCGCAAUGAAGCCAAUGACCUUGGAUUUUCAACUCAUGAGCUGGAUGAGCUGCUGGGCCCCAUCACUGAGUCGUGCACCAAGGACUCAAUCUCAAAUGGGAAGCAUUGGAUCUUCACCAAUGCUCAAUCUCCUGCCAAGAACCAGUGGCUUGCUAGAUAUUUAUUGUGGAAAGCUACAGCCACUACAGGUCCAUUCAAUCAUAAACUACAUAUUAUCUAUCUUAUGAAUGAUGUUCUGCAUCACUGUGUAAGGAAAAGUGCUGAUGAUUUAAAGGAAGCACUUGAGAAGGUGCUGGCACCUAUGUUUUGUUGUGCCAUGACAGUUGCAUCUGAUGAUCAGAAGUCUAAACUAGAUAAGUUACUUUCUUUGUGGGAAUCCAAGAUUAACCUUGAAGACGUGGUGUUAAUACAGUUAAAAAAUCCUGUUGAAUCAUGGGGAGCUUUUGAAAAGGGAUUGAUUGACAAAUUUCCCCAAGUUGUGGCAACCAUCAACCAGCACAUUGAUGCUACCUUCGAGGGCUAUAAGCAGCAGCACAAUGCAUUCGUUCAGCAUGCCACAAAUCAAAUCCAAGCUUUAGAGCAACAGAAGCAGCAAUUAGAACAACAGGCAGCAGCAGCAGCAGCAGCAGCAGCAGCUGCUGCAGUAGCAGCAGCUGCAGCCCAGAGUGGUGGAUUUACUACAGCCCCACCCCAGCCCCAAUUCCCACCACCACCUGGGGCAGCACCAGGCAUACCUUCCACAUUGGACUUCAACCAACCUCCUCCAGGCUUCCCUCCAGGUUUGCCAAUGGUGGAUUUCAGCAAGCCUCCUCCAGGAUUUCCAGUUGAAGAACAAAAGGAAAAUUUAGUACCAACUGUUCCAUACUAUGAGCUCCCAGCAGGACUGAUGGCUCCUCUAGUAAAAGUAGAAGAUCACAAGUAUCUGCCACUGGAUCCUAACAACCUAAGACUUCCUCCACCAACACCACCAAGUGACAGGCUGCUAAGAGCUGUUGAAAACUUCUAUGCUCCACCUUCUCAUGAAAAGCCACGUAACAGUGAAGGCUGGGAACAAUUGGGCUUAUAUGAUUACUACAAGGAAAAAAGUCAGUCUGUAAAACGUAUUGAGAAGGAGGUGAGUGAAGGUCUUCGAGAACCUACCCGCUCACCUUCUCCGGUAAUUAUUGAGCCACCACCUGAAGAAGAAGAGAAGCCAUCAGAUCAGCCAGUGAGGAGAUACAGGUCUGUAAGCCCUGAAAAGGAAGAAGAAAAGAAGAAAUCACGCUCACGGUCUCGCUCUAGCAGCCAUAGUCCAGUGCGCCGCAACUCGUCUAAGCAGCGGUCACGUUCUUCCUCACCUGUUAGAACUCCACCUCGAUCCCGUCUUCGCUCACGCUCAAAAUCUCCGCGAAGAUCCAACUCCAGUUCUAGAUCACCAAGGAGAGUCAGCAGGUCAAGAUCGAGGUCUCACUCUGCAUCUCCCAGAUCAUCUCCAGCUCGUGUACCCUUCAACAGAUCUCCUUCAAGAAGUCCAACUCCUCCAUCUUUUGUGGGAGGUGCUUUUCCAAAGUUUGAUCAGCGAUUGGAUGAGAAUAACAAAGGCCAUCAGAUGCUGCGGAAGAUGGGGUGGGGAGGGUCAGGUCUUGGGGUGAAGGAACAAGGAAUCAGUGAUCCGGUAGCAGCAGCAGAAGUACGAGACUCACCUCAAGAAAGAUUCCGUGGUCUGGGAGUGCCCAGUGCUCAAACAGAUCCCUAUGAGGCUUUCAGGAAGAACAAGGGUCAAGCCUUUAUCAAUCGUAUGAAAGCCAGAGCAGAAGAGAAGUUUUAAGUAAGUAAUUAUUUGCUCAUGUCAUUUUCUCUUUGUUACAGGCUGUCUCAUUUUGAUAUAAGGAUAAAGCAGGUGAUCCCAGAUUCUGCCCUGUUACAAAAAAUGGCAGGAUCUCAAAACAAAAAUUAAAUUACACGGAUUUAGAGAAAUAUCAUUGCGUUUGUCUAUGUAUAGUCAUAAUCCUACAAUUAUGCAUUGUGGUGAAAAUAUAAUGUGUCUCUAAGUCAUAUGUCACAGGUGAUGUGCAUUUAACAUGGAAGGUAAUUUUUCUGCAUAAAGUUUUACUGCCUGUUUUCAUUUGUUUGUGGAAGAGAAACCAACAAUAAAAACCUUAGGGAAAACUUAAUUGUAAAUCAACAAUAGUAACACACACACACACACACACACACACACACACACACACACACACACACACACACACACACACACACACACACACACACACACACACACACACACACACACACACAC